AUGCAAGAGAAUCUAAGAGAAAUAGGCAAGAAAAAACAACAAACCCAGGAGGAGUUAGAGCAAAACACAACAGUUUUUGUUGAUGAACAUAUAGAUGAGGAAAUGGGCUCUUCAUCACUUCCCAAGUCACAAGCCUCUGAUGCACAUCAUGAAGGACUUCAUAAAGGGAAGAGAAAGAAAGAUGACAUAGAUAACUUUUUUGCACCAAGAACUAAACUUGGAUCUCAACCAUCAUUGAAAAGUGUAAUGGCAUCCAAAGAAGCCAUACACCGUGCUGAUUUGGCAGUUGGGAGAUGGUUUUACGACAGUUGCAUUCCAUUUAAUGCCAUAAAUUAUGCUUUUGCACAGAAGGCUAUUGAUGUGAUAGCUGCAAUUGGCCCUGGUUAUAAGUUGUCAUCCUAUCAUAAGUUGAGGGUUAAUAUUCUGCAAGAUUGUAAAGAGGAGUGCAAGCUGUUGAUAGAUUCAUAUAGAAGAUCUUGGAAAGAAAUUGGUUGCACACUCAUGGCAGAUGGAUGGACAGAUAACAGGAAUAGAACUUUGAUUAAUUUUCUUGUUUAUUGUCCAAGGGGCAUUGCAUUCUUGAAAUCUGUGGAUGCUUCUGAUAUUACUAAGGAUGCCAAAACAUUAUGUUCAUUAUUUUGCGAAGUUAUUGAAUGGGUUGGGCCAGAAAAUAUUGUACAACUUGUAACAGAUAAUGCUGCAAAUUAUAAAAAGGCAGGGGAAUUACUGCAUGAAAGGUUUGGUAACAUUUGUUGGUCUCCAUGUUCUGCUCAUUAUUUAAAUCUUAUUCUUAGAGAUUUUGGGAACAUGACUCAUAUUCAAGAUCUUGCGAAAAGAGCUUCAAAAGUUACAGUUUUUGUCUACAAUCAUGUCUUUAUUCUCGCUUGGCUAAAAAAAAGAGAAGGCUUUCAUAACAAGCAAAGCUUUCUUUGA
Dendrobium catenatum is the source of this 933-nucleotide messenger RNA. RefSeq lists its product as uncharacterized. The transcript has 2 exons. The record is from RefSeq and is a predicted model, not a curated record. Lineage: Eukaryota; Viridiplantae; Streptophyta; Magnoliopsida; Asparagales; Orchidaceae. The coding region runs from base 1 to 933 and encodes 310 amino acids.